GUUGUUGGCUCUUGGAAAUCGAGCACGCCAAAAACACUGUAUAUAUACACGGUGUGCUGUUCGUUGCCUCAAUCCGCCCUGUUAUACUCGCACACGCAAGAUUCUCUCUCUACACACACAUUAAACGAGCAGUGGAUCGCUUUAAUCAACAUCUAUCAUUUAAGCCGUAGAUAUUAAUUGAAAUCAUCAAUAUGCAGCUCACAUUAAAAAAUCUUCAGCAAAAGACAUUUACCGUCGAGAUCGACGCGUCGAAAACGGUGAAAGACCUCAAAGAUGUGAUCGAAGCACAGCAGAGUAUGCCAGCUCUACAUCAAAAGCUUAUUUACGCCGGCAAAAUCUUAGUCGAUGACCAACCAUUGAAGGAUUAUAACAUCGAUGAGAAAAAGUUUAUUGUAGUUAUGGUAUCUGCCCCAAAAACUACACCAGCAACUACUGCCAGUACCUCUAGUGACGAUAAAAGCUCUGAAAGUAGUAGUGAACAAACCACGACUGUAACGACUACUCCAACCACUGAAACUCCUGCUAGUUCAGCAACAGUUGCCCAGCCUACAACUCAAUCAACCAGACCGACUGAAAGUAACCCAGCAGUACCUACUGCAAGGGCUGAAAGAACAAAUCAACCUGAAAGUGCAUUACUCGUAGGAGAUGAUUAUAAUACAAUGGUCAAUAAUAUCAUGGACAUGGGAUAUGAGCGGGAUCAAGUAGAACAAGCACUAAGGGCUAGCUUCAACAAUCCGGACAGGGCAGUUGAAUAUUUACUAACAGGAAUACCACCUCAGAUUUUUGCGGAUCCUCCAGAAGAUCCUGCUGCUCCUGCUGAUGCUCCUGCAGCUGAUACUCUUCAAGAAGGUCAAGAUCCUCUUGCUUUUCUACGCAGUCAACCACAAUUUCAUCAAAUGAGAGGUGUUAUCCAACAAAAUCCACAAUUACUUAACCCUGUGCUACAACAAAUCGGACAAACGAACCCAGCACUUCUUCAGCUAAUAUCACAGAAUCAAGAAGCAUUUGUUCGAAUGCUCAAUGAAGCACCUUCUGGUGCCGAAGCAGCUAGUGGUGGUGGCACUGGAGGAAGCAAUAUUACAGCUGGAAGUGGUACUGGAAGUGGAGCGCUGAUUAACAUAACUCCUCAAGAUAAAGAAGCUAUUGAACGAUUGAAAGCCCUUGGAUUCCCAGAAGAUUUAGUUGUUCAAGCAUAUUUUGCAUGUGAAAAAAAUGAAAACCUUGCUGCUAACUUUUUGUUAGCUCAAAAUCUUGAUGAUUAAUUAUUUUUUAUGACACUUGCGACAUAAUCAAGGUACUUCUUGCAGACAAAAUAAUUUUAUUGUUAUAAAUAGUCUGGGUUUGCUAUACCUUUAUUAUGUCGCCAAUUCAUUGGCAAAUUACAACAUAAUUACCAAAACUCUGAAUAAUCUUUUAUUUGAAGUUUAAGCUUUAAGAAAACUUAAGAUCUUUCAUGUGAGACCUAGAAACAAAUAUUUUGUUGUUUCAUAGAAAAUUUAUUUCUUUUUAACAAAAAACAAAUUAAAAUGUAAAAAAAUAAGCAAUUUGGUUGAAACAGAUGUGCAUCUAAUAUCUAUGCCGGUAGCUAUUAUAAUGAGAAUGCAACAUCAUAUAAGUACAUUUGAAAAUGGUUGUGCUGUUGUAUCACUGACGAAAUUUAGCACAAUAUUUUGUUUGUAUUUAAAUUAUGAUUUUUAAGGAUUGUAAAUAUGUACAUAUAUAAAUGUUUUGCAUUCUCAUCGUGUAUGUAUACAAAACUGCUACUUAUAAAUAUAAAAUUAAUACAAGUUCAUAUGCUGCUGUUUUAUUAUGCACUAUGUACUUAUAUAUAUACACACCACUAAGACAAUGUAAUUGCUUUGUAA
Molecule: messenger RNA, 1865 nt
Organism: Trichogramma pretiosum
Lineage: Eukaryota; Metazoa; Arthropoda; Insecta; Hymenoptera; Trichogrammatidae
Gene: Rad23
Product: UV excision repair protein RAD23 homolog B
Exons: 6
Coding region: 192-1262 (356 amino acids)
Biological process (GO): nucleotide-excision repair; proteasome-mediated ubiquitin-dependent protein catabolic process
Cellular component (GO): cytosol; nucleoplasm
Molecular function (GO): ubiquitin binding; proteasome binding; damaged DNA binding
Source: RefSeq, a predicted model, not a curated record